Messenger RNA from Oxyura jamaicensis (ruddy duck), 9007 nucleotides. Its product is annotated as vascular endothelial growth factor receptor kdr-like. The coding region runs from base 253 to 4203 and encodes 1316 amino acids. The record is from RefSeq and is a predicted model, not a curated record. Gene Ontology annotation, molecular function: vascular endothelial growth factor receptor activity; ATP binding. Lineage: Eukaryota; Metazoa; Chordata; Aves; Anseriformes; Anatidae. The transcript is spliced from 30 exons. Gene Ontology annotation, cellular component: plasma membrane; signaling receptor complex. Gene Ontology annotation, biological process: protein phosphorylation; multicellular organism development; vascular endothelial growth factor receptor signaling pathway.
CUCCGCGCCGCAACCGCCCCCCACCCCCUGAAUUAGAAAACCGGGGAAAACAAACAAACAAACAACAAAACGAGGAAUAAAGUUAUCCCGGAUUUAAAACAAACGAACAAACUUUAAAACCUGCACCUCGAGAAGAAAGGACGGACAACCAGCCCCGCGGCGCCAGGAUGAGGCGGUGACCGGCAGCGGCAACUCGCUGCCCGCCGCGCUCUGCCCCUCCCGUCCCGCUCCGGCCAAGCUCUCCGCCCGGCCAUGGCCCCCCGGCCCAGCGCCGCCACGGCCGCCUGCGCCCUGCUGCUGCUGCUGACGCCCGGUCUUGCUGAGGACGAAUUUUUUGAGAAACCGACGCUAAGCAUUGCAAAAGACCACAUUGUCAUCUUACCAGGAGAAGCCCUAAAAAUAAAAUGCAGGGGAGCACCUUCGGUGAGCUGGCUUUUGAGGGAGGACCUGAGGGAAGACCCCAGGGUGCACCUCAGCAGCUGCCGAAAUAACACGCGGCAGAGCUGCAGCAUGCUCGUCAUCAGGAAAGUCACAGCCAACGACACCGGUUACUUCACCUGCAUCCAUGACGACUCCCCCUCCAACGAGGAUCUCAUGGCCAAGAUUUACGUCUUUGUUAAAGACUACAGAAAUCCGUUUGUGGAGAUCCACCCAGAACAUCCCCAGAUCAUCUACAUUUUGGAUGAGACGAAAACGGUUGUUGUCCCCUGCCGAGUUACUUCUCCAGAUAUCAAACCCAAGCUUACCCAGUAUCCCAAUUCCGUAGAGACGAACUUCAAGAGGAUGGUGUGGGACCCAAGAAGAGGAUUUGUCAUCCCCUCUCAUGCUUUCGUUUAUUCUGGAUUACUCACAUGCACUGCAAGUGUCAAUGGAAGCGUGUUCACAUCCUAUUACCUAGCACAGAGGUUGGAGGGCAGAGUACAGAACCUAGCUCUGAAAGCAACUCCCAAAAAACUGCUGGUUGGAGAAACUCUCUAUUUGGAAUGCAAAGCAGAAACCUUCAUCAAUGGGCGCAUCGAACUCAUAUGGACGUGUCCGAACGGGCGACACCCUUAUCCUAGAAGAAAAAUAGACCAGAGUGGAACGGUGUAUAAAGUUGGCAGCAUUCUGACGAUUGAAAAUGUCACCAUGCAAGAUGGAGGCAUGUAUACAUGCAAAACAUUCAAUGUAACGAGGCUGGAGGCCAACGUCACAGUCACAGUGUAUGACAAACCCUUCAUUACGGUUUCACAUAAGAAAGGGCCUUACUACGAGAUCACAUCAGGACACAAGUCACUGAAACUAGCUGCAAAGGUGGACGCCUUUCCUCGCCCAACUGUUACCUGGUACAAAGACGGCAAACUGAUCAAGGAUAACCAUACUUGCUAUGAGCCCGACCCACUGAAAUACAGACUGGGCAUAAGAGACGUGAGACCAAAGCAUGCCGGGAACUACACCAUCGUCUUGAGCAACGCAAAAUACGGCCUGUACAAGAACCUCACCAUGCAGCUGGUUGUGACAGAGAGACCCAAGAUCUACGAAAAGGAAACUGAUUUCGAUAAGAUUGAGCGGGUGGAAUUAAGAAGCAAACACAAAAUCCAGUGCACCGUAAGCGGGAAUCCCGACCCGAAGAUCGAGUGGAAGUGGCAGCCCUGCAGCCUCACAGACACCCUGUGCAACCCUGAUGGGCAAAAAGUUCUGGUUCAGGAGAACAUGAUCAUAGGCAACAAGAUCAAGAGCAUUGAAAAUAUGACCAUGAAGCACGGGGAUAAGAGGAAGAUUGUGAGCACACUAACUAUGGAGAACAGCAGCACAUCGGGGAUCUAUUACUGUGUGGCUUCAAACAAAAUUGGCGAAGAGGAGAGGAGCAUCGAGUUCUACGUCUCAGAUGUGCCGUUCGGGCUGCAAACAGACCCACAGGUCACAACCAUAGUGGGGAACGACGCCCAGCUGACCUGCCGGGCCUCCAAGUACAUCUACAGCAACCUGGCCUGGUACUACCCCUCCUCAGAGGCGGCUCCCGGUGACUCGGUGAUCAAGAAAACUGACAACUACUCCAUUUCCUUGACGUUGGUCAUUGCUAACGUCACGAAGGAGCACAGUGGCCUCUACAAGUGCAGAGCUCAGAACCAGCACAACAGCACGGACACGCUGGAGCAGCACACCCAGCUCCUUGUCAGAGCAAAGGCAGCGCCGUAUGUUAUCCAGAAUCUGACCGACCUGGAGGUUAACAUCAGCGGCAAGAUCAUUCUGGAGUGCAAAGUCAGCGGGACGCCAGAGCCUCACAUUACCUGGAGGAAGAAUGGCCACCCCAUCUCAGCAGCCUCAGGAAUUUCCAUGGAAAAUAACACCCUGGUCAUUGAGCGAGUGAAGAAGGACGAUGAAGGGCUCUAUGAAUGCAAGGCAUCCAAUGACAUGGGCCAAGACAGCACAUCAGCCUUCAUUAAAAUACAAGGUUCUGAAGAGAAAUCCAACAUCGAAGUUAUCAUUUUGGUCUGCACCGGUCUAGCAGCUACCCUCUUCUGGCUUCUUCUGACCCUCUUCAUUCGGAAGCUGAGAAAACCUGAUGCCACAGACAUUAAAACAGGAUACCUGUCAAUUAUAAUGGAUCCAGAGGAAAUGCCUCUCGACGAGCAAUGUGACCGUCUUCCCUAUGACAGCAGCAAAUGGGAGUUCCCGAGAGACAGACUGCGGCUGGGUAAAACACUGGGUCACGGUGCUUUUGGGAAGGUGGUGGAGGCGUCUGCUUUUGGCAUUGAUAAAUCUUCAACCUGCAAAACAGUUGCCGUAAAAAUGCUUAAAGCAGAAUGUGCAACUACUAAUGAAUGCAAGGCUCUAAUGUCUGAACUGAAGAUCCUCAUACACAUAGGACAUCAUCUGAAUGUAGUCAACCUGCUGGGAGCCUGUACCAAAGCUGGAGGUCCUUUAAUGGUCAUAGUAGAAUAUUGCAAAUACGGAAACCUGUCCAAUUACCUGCGAGGCAAACGAGGAGAUUUCAUUGCAUACAAGUCCCAGGAAAAUUCUGACCAAGCAGAGAAAAGUCUGGAUGAGUCCAACAGCGAUUUGACCGAACUGAUCAAGAGACGCCUUGAGAGCGUAGCCAGCACUGGAAGCUCUGCCAGCUCGGGAUUUAUUGAAGAUAAGAGUUACAGUGAUUCUGAAGAGGAUGAAGAAGAUGCUGAGGAUCUGUACAAGCGGCCUCUGACGCUGGAGGAUCUGAUAUGCUACAGCUUCCAAGUGGCAAAAGGGAUGGAAUUUCUCGCCUCCAGAAAAUGCAUUCAUCGGGAUUUGGCAGCAAGGAACAUCCUUCUUUCAGAAAACAACGUGGUUAAGAUCUGUGACUUUGGACUAGCCAGGGAUAUUUACAAAGACCCUGACUAUGUACGGAAAGGAGAUGCAAGACUUCCACUGAAAUGGAUGGCUCCAGAAGCUAUUUUUGAUAAAAUUUACACAACACAGAGUGACGUAUGGUCUUUUGGAGUGCUGCUAUGGGAAAUAUUUUCCCUAGGUGCCUCACCAUACCCCGGAGUGCAGAUCGACGAGGACUUUUGCCGACGGCUCAAAGAAGGAACCCGGAUGCGAUCUCCAGAAUAUUCUACUCCCGAAGUCUACCAGACGAUGCUGGAUUGUUGGCAUGGAGUGCCCACAGAGAGGCCUACUUUCACAGAGCUUGUGGAGCGUUUAGGAGAUCUUCUUCAGGCCAAUGUACAGCAGGAUGGUAAAGACUAUAUCCCACUGAACAUCACGCUGUGCCCCGAUGGAGAGUCUAACUCCAAAACUUGCCCCGUGGAAGAAAAUCUGAACAACUGUGUCAAUCGCUGGAGCGCAGUGGAGACUGGUAACAACAGCAAGAAGCGACCACUGAGUGUGAAGACAUUUGAUGAGGUGCCAGUGGAAAAGGAGAAAGUGAUACAUGAGGAGUCAGACAGUGGGAUGGUGCUGACAUCAGAUGAGAUAAAAAGCCCAAAGAGGCUGGAAAUCCGUUCCUGGCCUUAUGGGAUCAUGGCGCUGGCGCGGAGAGCUGUUAGCAAGAGCAAAGAAUCCAUAUUAUCUGACCACGAGCGUGAGGCUGUCAAAUACCAGCCAGCAGUGCAGGUUGAAGAGGACACCAUGGACUUCACACUGGAAGACUCUGUUCUCCUUCCUAUGGAUCCCAACCUGGAAUGCCACAGCCCACCUCCAGAUUACAACUCCGUCAUUCACUACUCUGCACCUCCAGUGUAAUCAGCCCACCCUGAGGCAGGGCCUCUUGCUCCUCUCUUAACCAUGCUAGAUUCUUACAUGCCUCCGUACAGGGGCUGGGUGAAAACAGAAGGGAAAUCUGACAGCACACUGGUUCACGUUUCUUCUGGCACAUCUCUGAUGUGAACAGAAACUCUUUACGAGCAUCCUCCAUGUUAUCUUUAAAGGCCUAUUGCAACACAAGCAGUAAAUUAAAAUUCUGCCUACCAGAAUUGUAAUUCGGAGCUGUAAGCCCCGAGUAUUUCCAUCCUUCCUCCCUAGCUGGGACUGCUCAUUGGCAUUUGCAGAUUAGCUCUGUAAGAGUCACCACAAGUCAUCUCAAGCUAGCUGUGAAAACAAGAUUCAUUCUGCUGGUCCUGCACACAUCCUGCAGGGAUUGUUUAGUAUGAUGUUGUAAGGGAUCAGUUGAGAAGAACAGCCAGAAACCGUAAUGUUUUGGAGAAAGUCCGGAACUUGAAGCAUUUUUCUUAACUUGGGAAUUCACCUUCCGUAAAUGUUUUUGAAAUAUUUUGAAAUCCAAAAUAUUUUUGUUACAAUUUGUGAUUUGGUAAUUUCCACUGCCAAUAGGGCCCACUCCUAAAAUGAUACAGCACCCAGAAAGCAGCCAGUAUUCAUGGAUCAAGAGGCAGGCUGGUCUCUUGGGCUGGCAGGGUACACAAUGUGCCUGAAUGUUUCCCCGUGUUUCCUCCUUGUCCAAGCAACAAUUUAUUUAACAUACCUGCAGUAGGGAACCUUGAUGGGGAUGCUUCUGUAAUGACUGCAAGGCAUCAUCGCUGCAUUAACUAAGAACCUUCCCUAGCGGAAGCGGACAGCGUUUCCCAGCACACGUUUGUGUGAACGUGCAUAGAACACCAACACCCAAAGAGUUACACACACAUGCACGUGUACCCUUGAGGCAUCAGCAUAGCAACAUUUUUCUCCUUCCUUUCUGGACGCGGAUUAUUUACAAAAAACCAAAAGCACUUCCUUUGAAUCCUAUGGCAGAUGCCCAACAGUUUGAUCUUGGUUGUACUAGCCCAUGCUAAUCUGUGAGCAUAUGUGACACAUAUUUGUCUCCGACUGUCUUGCCAAGGUAAAUACCGGUCUGAUAUGCCGUGCCCUCUGUAUCUAAACCCUUCAUGAGUAAUUCAAAGCUUUUUUUGCAAUCUGAUCACGUCAGACCAAAGGGAUCACCACUUCUCCCAUUUGAGAAAUUCAGUGUGUUAUCCCCCAGCCAUGGCUGCGUGUGGCAAGGACUACUGGCCUGCCACUACGCACACCCGGGUCUUGCGCGUAGCGCUGCUCGUACUCACUGCAGCUUCAAAACUAAACAAAUUGUCCUCGUCAUUUAAUGUGCUAGGAAUCAAUCAGAGUUGAUGGUAGAAAACCAGGAAGGAAUAAUGUAUCUAGUUUUCAGGCAUCAAAAGCAAAGAUGAAAAAGAUGUUCAUUGGCAGCCAAGCCCAUGAGCUCCUAAGUUACAAACCUAGGUCUGCAUAUGACUUGCUCUCUGUGCAGUUUCUUUGAAGGUCUGCACAGCCCUUUUCUUUCUUUAGACUUUAGACUCUGAUUUGACUUCUUCAGAGAAAGAAUUUUCCUUCAUGAUCACCAGCUGAAAUGAUUACAAACUAUUAUUUUUUUUUCUAAAAGAUCCAGCACUUGCCAAGCAGUUAUUCUACCUUGGUGAAGAGAGCCCAAACACCCUCACGACAUUUCUGGAAGAUCAGUUACAGUUGGUUGCAUUGAAAUAAACAAAAAAAGGCUCAGGUAUUAUCAAAGGGGGAAAACAAAUCUCCAAACCCCAUACCAUGUUAACUGUGAAUGCUAAGGCAUCUGAAGUAAUGGCUCUGGGGAACUGUACUUCUUGUUCUCCUCAGCUUCGGAUCUGACAUAUGAAAGAAAUCACCUGCAGAAAGUCAUGAGCCCCUUAUUCAUGGUGGACCUGGUAGAUAGCUGGGAUCUGUAGUUGCUUUAUGGCCAUUUUUGCACUUCUUUGUAUUUUAGUACUUAUGUAUUAAGUAGGGCUGGUCAAAUAACAGAGGAAACUACUGGGAGAUAAUUCAUCUGAUGAGCCACAGAAAGCUCAUUGGGUCAGUUUUGCAUCAAAUAGCAAAAUAGCUAUCUAUCGCGCUGAUCAAAUAAUGGAUCGCUUCUUUAGCAGUAAUUUAUUCAUGUGGCAAAAAGGAAAAAAAUGUGCAUAUGGUUUGUCUGGCUCUACUGUUAAUGGCAUCAGUGUGAGAUGGUUUGUUAUUGUACCUUGUGAUGUAGUGUAAGAAGAUAACAAUGUUUAAAAACCUUUGCUUUUAAACUUUAAAAUAAGUACAUAUAGGAAGAAAAAAAACACAACUAAGCUCUCUGUUUUGAAAAAGAGUGGGAAACACUGCUGCGUGAACUGCCUGCUUCCGAGAGAACCGUGUACAACGUCUCUCCUCUUUAUGAAGGCCGAACUGUAGAGGUUUCUUCGAAACCCGAGGAAUGCGAAGGGCGUUUCCUGAGUAGGACCCAAGAGGACACUCUGAUGGAUGCUGGUAGCUGGGUCCCUUUCUGGCUCCCGGUAACGUGUACCAGCCUGUCUUGCACCACGUGAGAUGAUGUGAAAGCAGAGUGCAGGUGCAUGUGCUCAAGACACGUUUUAAAGCACUGGUUGCAUUGCCAGCCCCCUGGAAACUCAGGGCUCCUCUGCGGUGGCAAAAUCAACAGCUGUCUUGAGCAGCAUUGAUGGCGAUUUCUUCGGAGAGCAAGGAUACCCUCCAAGCCUGUCCUCACGGCCUUGGGAUGUUCUGGAAAUGGCAAGUGACUGAUGCUUGGGCGGCUGUGUUUCCAAUGUUUAUUUUGAGUGGAAGCUUUUUUCCCCUAUGGUAAAUGUAACAAGCAAAAAUACUGCCUGAAAGUAUUACUGAACAUAUGUUUUCUAUUUUAUUUACUAAUAUUUUGUUUGUCUUUUUCUCUCCUCCCUUAAUUUAAUUAUUGUUCUUUUCUUACAAUGAUGUAUAUAGUUUACCCAAUACCAACAAAUAUAGUGAUUCAUUUAUAUGGUAAUAUUUGUAACAUUUUAGUCAAAAGAUACCAGGCAUAACAGAGUUAAAUAUCUUUACUAAACAUUUCACUAAUGCUUGCAGGCCAGGCUCCAGUUUACAGUACCCUACAAGUGCCAUUUCAUAGCAGGUCUCCUCCUGGCUCUCGUGUCUCUGGCUCUCACUUGGUCUCCAUGGUAUUUAGUUUCAAUUAGGAAACAGGGAUCUGGAGGAAUCUGGCAGGUUUAUCUCAUUUCUGGGAGUGUUUCGUGCAGCUCAAGGUAAAGGGGAGGAAUUUUCACUGCCUCUGUUUCAACUAAAGGCUGGUGUAUUGGCUAGAGUAUCAAAAGGGCCAAAUUGUGUAAGUGAUAUGAUGUUGAUUAUUUCCUCAGACUUCUCAGGGAUUCUUAUUCAACUCUUGUCAGCCACCUGCUUUUCCUAACCCGACUGAGCUCAGUGGUAGCUGGUAUCAAGAAGUACCUUUGUUUUCUUUAAUGGUGCUUACUCUGACUGUUUUUUUUUCCUCUUGUAACCCUAGAGAAUUAGGGCAAAAGAAGUCAGAGCUCACCACAGAAAGGUGUUGUCUUCUCUCCUGCCCCUGCCAUGUAGGCUUCCAAGGAAAAGUGCCUUCACCUGCAUGUUGCUGUUCAGGCUGGUAUUUUUGGCAGUCUGGUUUCCUACCUCCUCUUUGCUCUACUUUUCUUCUGUUUCUUGGUUAUUUGCUCUUCACAGCCCCCUGAUGGCUUUUCUCUGCCUUUUGACUAAGAUCAGGGAUAGAACUCACUUCGCAGCUAUUUCGUGUGUGUUCUGCUCUUGCAGAGGCUGAACUAGCCAACCUAAAGUAAGUUUUUUCACAUAAAAAAUGUUUCCAGUGUAGGCACAGGAAACUAAUGUGCCUGGAAGCAUCUCUCUACACUUCCCUCAAUGACAGAAGCGUUUUACUCUUGUGAUUUUUCAGUGUUAGAUAUCUCCAACAAGACAACAAUUGGUGUCUUACCUAUGUGAACCUCAUCCUUCUCCUAGUGCUUUCCCAAACAAUGUGGUUCCUCUUUGCUUCUGUCAAGCUGUCCUCAUCAGAAGGGGUUCCUGAGCAGGACGCUGGGCCCAUACCAUCUGCCUGGGAUAUCAAGGAAGGCCAGACAAAAACCUAAAGUCUUUCUGAAUAACAGCCCCCAGUGAAAGCACUGACAUUUGAACCCACCAAAUGCUGAAGACACACAUGUGUAAGGCUGCCUGCAGGUAUAAGCUGCUCUGCUUAGACGUUCCACUAAUAUCAACGCUGCUCUGCAGUUUGCCAGCUUGCCAGCUGCCUAGGAUAGCGGCCAGGCACUUCUCUCCUUGUAUUUACGCUCUUGUAUACUGUAGAAUGUUAGCUGGUAUGGCAGCCUCUAACUGGCCGGUAAACUGUUCGUGACUUCUCAACGAUCCCUCACCCUGAGCACCAGCACUGCCUUGCCACGUCCUGCCUUGCUUUACCAAGGUGGUCAGGCCCCGUUCCAGCCCUAAGGGUGCACUUUUGGGUCGGUGGACUAUAACUCCCACCAGCACCAACUGGACAACACCAGGAAAUAUUAGCAGGGAAACAUCACUAGCAAAAAGCUACAUUAGGAGGUAAAGCAUUGCCAGGUUUUCCUGAAUGAAGGAGUGGGCCAGGAUCUCACAGCUCCGUCUAUUUCUUUCUUAUGAUCAACUGAAGAAAAAAUACAGACGGUAGCAAUAUUUCUUUUGUCCCUCCCUACAAAUAGUAAUGGCCAAACCCUGUGAUCCAUUCUGUUUUUAUACUGUGCCACAAAAA